Molecule: messenger RNA, 1222 nt
Organism: Rhododendron vialii
Lineage: Eukaryota; Viridiplantae; Streptophyta; Magnoliopsida; Ericales; Ericaceae
Product: cyclin-dependent kinase inhibitor 1-like
Exons: 4
Coding region: 458-1111 (217 amino acids)
Biological process (GO): negative regulation of cyclin-dependent protein serine/threonine kinase activity
Cellular component (GO): nucleus
Molecular function (GO): cyclin-dependent protein serine/threonine kinase inhibitor activity
Source: RefSeq, a predicted model, not a curated record
AUUUGAUGUACAACUGACUAGGGACCACACGAACAACUGAGCCAAUAAAAUCCCAAUCCGAACCGUCCAACGGAAUCCCCUGCCAUACGCGUCGUCGUCAUCAUCACUCUCUCUGUCUCUCUCUCUCUCUCUCUCUCAAACUAACACGCAGUGAAAAACGCAGAGACGAAUAGGUUAGAAUUCGUUGGAGAAUUUCAGAGUAUUAGAGAGAAAGAGAGAGAGAGAGAAAGCACCUAAGGAAUAUUCUGAGAGUUUCAUUUGAAGAAUUCUAGAUGCAGUAGCAAGAUGGGGAAGUAUGCCUUAGCUAGUGCCGGUCCUUUCUUCUGUUUUUUUGAUUGGCAGUUUUGUUUAGUUGUGCCUUGCUUGCUUGCUUAGUGUUAGGUGUUUUUUUUUCCCCUGCGGUGGCUCCUGUAAUUGGUUGUUUUAAUGAACAUUUAAGUUACCAAAAAAAAAAUAUAUGGGAAAGUACAUGCGGAAGUGUGGGGGAAUUGCGGAGGUUGCAGCUGUGGAAAUGGCUCGCGUCGGCGUGAGGACGAGAGCUCGCGCUCUGGCCAUGGCGAUCUCAGCCGCGGCAAACAGGAGGAAGAUAGGCGGCGGAGUAUCGAAACAUUCACCGUCGUUAGUUCAGCUCAGAAUCCGCCGCCGACCGAUUGCGACGCCUUUAAAUUCCGGAACACAGACGUCAUCGGACGACCACCGGAGCUCUGGCCCAAGAUCCGAUCACGUGACGACGUCGUGUUGCUCGAGUAACGCGUCAAGCGAGGUCGUCACGGAGAGCUUCAAAAUUGUAGAUCCAGAGGGCGAAAUCGUUCGAAUUGAAACACACUGCAGAGAAAGGAGAGAGAAUACACCAUCGAGCGAGAUGGAAGCAGAAUCAGGAGAGCUCGAGUCAACGGCGACACUGUCGAAGGCUAAUUCACGCAGCAAAGCAACCGCAAAAAAAUGGACGGUGAAGAUUCCGUCGGAAGCCGAAAUAGAAGAAUUCUUUGCUGCCGCAGAAAGUGAAGUUGAAAGGCGAUUUAGAGAGAAGUAUAAUUUUGACUUGGUGAACUUUGUGCCGUUGGAAGGUCGUUACGAGUGGGUUCGCGUAGGCCGUGAGGAAGAAAAUUAAACAGAAGGCCGUGAAAGACUUCUGUAAUGGCUUCCUUUAGAAGUUUCAGAUUGUUCAGCUGUUUUCUCACUACUGCCACUAAUUUAGAUUGUUCAACUAUUUUUCUAUUCA